This is a messenger RNA of Pseudomyrmex gracilis, 1210 nucleotides long. RefSeq lists its product as uncharacterized. The transcript has a single exon. The annotation marks the transcript as partial. Lineage: Eukaryota; Metazoa; Arthropoda; Insecta; Hymenoptera; Formicidae. The record is from RefSeq and is a predicted model, not a curated record.
AUGGACUAUCGUUCUAAAUUCUAUUACUCAUUUGAUAAGCCUAAAUCAGUUGAAAAAUCAUUAAUUAACAACAUCACUAUUGAUACACUAUCAGUUAAAGAAAAUUUGAAUAUAAAUGACACAAAGAAAAAAUGGUUUUUCAACCUCACCUCUACCGACAUCCCUGAAGUAGUUUGUGAUUUGCUUUCGCUGGGAGAGAAAUUUAGUUUACCUCCACAACGUUUAAAGAAGCAGAUGUCUUUUGAAAUUAUUAAAGAUGUCGAGAACAAUCUCAGAAAUCUCGAUCAUGAAACAAAAUCUCGAUUAAGAUUGCUCACUGCUUCUUCAUUGGAUCGUUUUAUUAAUAAAGAUCCUCAUUUAAAUAAUUUAGAAAAAGUUCUAAUUAAGAAAGCAAAUCACGUUAAUGAAUUUAUCAAAAACCAUCCAUCUAUAAUUUUUACUAAAGCAGAUAAAGGAAAUGUCACCGUUGCGUUAGAUAAAAAUGUUUAUAUAGAAAAAAUAGAACUCAUGCUUAACGAUACAGACACGUACACCAGAGUUGUUAAGAAGAACCCGGCGAAGAACAUCGAAAACAAGCUUAAUGAAUGUUUGAAAGCAUGGCGUACCGCGAACUACAUUGAUGCUAAAGAAUAUUACUCUCUACUAAGUAACGAUAAGCCUUUGCCUAGAGCCUACGGUCUUCCAAAGAUUCAUAAGCCGAACAUUCCAUUNAGAAUAAUUGUUUCAUGUAUUAAUACCACUCUUUAUAAAUUUGCUUCCUUUUUGCACGAUAUCUUACACAGAAGUUUACCAAAACCACGCAGUUUUGUUAACAACAGUUUUGAACUAGUCGAGAGUUUGUCGGGCUCACCUAUUGAUGAAAAUAAUGUACUUUUAUCGCUUGAUGUCGUCUCAUUGUUCACCAAUGUACCGUUGGAUUUGGCCUUGAGUGGAGUGAGAAAGAGAUGGGAUUUCAUUAAGGACCAUACAAAAAUACCCCUUGAUUCUUUUAUUCGAGCAUUAGAGUUUGUUCUGUCUUCAACCUACUUUACAUUUAACGGGACCAUUUUUCAACAAACCUUUGGUACUCCUAUGGGAUCCCCUCUUUCUCCAAUCAUGGCUGAUAUUGUUUUACAGAAUCUUGAAGAUUGUUGUUUGGAAAGAUUGGAUAUAACUCUGCCUAUUUAUUACAGAUAUGUAGACGAUAUUCUCUUGUCGGCUCCAAAGGAGA